AUGCUAAGCUCAAGACUCUCUGCGUCGUUGUUUUUCAUAGCGGUUUUUUUUCAUGAAAUUUCUGCGAAUGAAUUAACGUUUGAACUGCCGGACAAUGCAAAAGAAUGUUUCAAUGAAAAACUCAAAAUUGGCUCCAAAUAUGUCUUAGAAUUUCAAGUCGUCACGGGUGGUAACUAUGAUGUUGAUUUAGAAUUGAAAAGUCCAUCGGGUAAAGUCUUAUAUCAAGUAACAAAAAAACAAUACGAUCAAAUCGAACGAACAGCUGAAGAAGAUGGCGUGUACGAAUUCUGUUUCAGCAAUGAAUUUUCCACUUACACACAUAAAGUUAUUUAUAUCGACUGGAGAGUUGACGGUGAUCCCGAACAUGAAAUUGGUGGUGCGAAUCCACGCGUUGCUGAAGGUGCAUUAACGAUGAUCGAAUCAAAAGUAGGAAAUAUUCAUCGUAAUCUCGAAUCUUGUAUCGAUUAUCAAACACAUCAUCGUUUACGUGAAGCGACCGGUCGUGCACGUGCCGAAGAUCUUCAAGAGCGUGUACAAAUCUGGUCCUUAGGACAAUUUAUUCUUAUUAUUAUCGUAGCUAUUGGUACUGUCUUGCUACUUCGGUCGUUUUUCACUGAUCGAAGAACGCCAACCAGUAAGACGUGGUCCCGAUGA
Molecule: messenger RNA, 654 nt
Organism: Adineta ricciae
Lineage: Eukaryota; Metazoa; Rotifera; Eurotatoria; Adinetida; Adinetidae
Source: the annotation of a GenBank genome assembly